Messenger RNA from Ipomoea nil (Japanese morning glory), 1620 nucleotides. Its product is annotated as sugar carrier protein A-like. The coding region runs from base 106 to 1620 and encodes 504 amino acids. Gene Ontology annotation, cellular component: membrane. The record is from RefSeq and is a predicted model, not a curated record. Gene Ontology annotation, molecular function: monosaccharide transmembrane transporter activity. The transcript is spliced from 3 exons. NCBI's taxonomy places the organism in Eukaryota, Viridiplantae, Streptophyta, Magnoliopsida, Solanales, Convolvulaceae. Gene Ontology annotation, biological process: monosaccharide transmembrane transport.
GAUUAACCAUUUCCACAUUAACUUUAUCAUUAUGAUUUUUUGUCUGGUUUUUUAUCCCUUUAAAGCUUUGAGAGCUGGGAAUUAAAGAUUGAAGAAGCAGGCACAAUGCCAGGUGGGGCUUUCAGCGGCGGCGGCAGGGUGGGCAGGUCGAGGGCGGAGCAAUACCAAGGAAGGGUCACUUGUUAUGUGGUGGUUGCUUGCAUGGUCGCCGCCGUCGGCGGUUCUUUGUUUGGAUAUGAUGUCGGAAUUUCAGGAGGGGUGACAUCCAUGGAUGGGUUUCUGGAGAAAUUUUUCCCAUCAGUUUACAGAAACAAAAUGCAUGCACAUGAGAACAACUACUGCAAGUACAACAGUCAGGGCCUAGCAGCGUUUACAUCUUCCCUCUAUCUCGCCGGACUGGCGGCGACGCUGGUGGCAUCUCCUUUGACGCGGAAGUAUGGCCGGCGUGCCAGUAUAAUCUCCGGCGGACUGUGCUUUCUCAUAGGUGCAGCUUUAGACGCAUCAUCUGUAAACUUAACCAUGCUCAUCUUUGGCCGGAUCAUGCUCGGCUUUGGGAUCGGAUUCGGAAAUCAGGCGGUUCCGAUGUAUCUGUCGGAGAUGGCGCCGACCCAUCUCCGAGGAGGUCUCAACAUGAUGUUCCAACUAGCGACCACUCUAGGGAUCUUCACGGCAAACAUGAUAAACUACGGAACGGCGAAGAUCAAGCCGCACGGGUGGAGGAUCUCUCUCGGCCUGGCAGCGAUGCCCGCGCUUCUGAUGACGGCGGGCGGAAUCCUCCUGCCGGAGACCCCAAACAGCCUGGUGGAACGAGGGUCGCCGGAGAAAGGGAGACAAGUGCUGGAGAAGCUACGCGGGACAACAAACGUCGGCGCGGAGUUGCAGGACAUAAUCGAAGCGAGCGAGCUCGCGAAAUCGAUCAAAAGUCCGUUCAGAAACAUGGUGGAGAGGAAGAACAGGCCGCAGUUAAUCAUGGCGGUGUUCAUGCCGGCGUUUCAGAUCCUCACCGGCAUAAACGCUAUCCUUUUCUACGCCCCCGUGCUGUUUCAGACUAUGGGUUUUGGAGGGAAAGCUUCGCUGUAUUCCUCCGCUUUGACCGGCGGCGUUCUCGUCGCCUCCACCUUCAUUUCCAUAGCCACGGUGGAUAGAUGGGGCCGGAGAGCUUUGCUCAUCGCCGGAGGGGUACAAAUGGUUAUAUGCCAGAUAAUAGUGGCGGUCAUUUUGGGGGUGAAGUUAGGGAACAACGAGAAGGAGCUUUCGAGGACUUACUCGGCGGCAGUGGUGGCGGUGGUGUGUCUGUUCGUGGCGGCGUUUGGGUGGUCGUGGGGGCCUCUGGGGUGGACCGUGCCGAGCGAGAUAUUCCCGUUGGAAACACGGUCGGCGGGACAGAGCAUCACGGUGGCGGUGAACUUAUUACUCACUUUCGCGAUAGGGCAGUGCUUCCUCUCACUCCUCUGCGCCUUAAAGUAUGGGAUUUUCCUCUUCUUCGCCGGGUGGGUUGCGGCCAUGACACUCUUCGUCUACCUGUUCUUGCCGGAGACCAAAGGUGUCCCCAUUGAAGAGACCAUUUUCUUGUGGAGAAAACAUUGGUUUUGGAAGAAUAUCAUCCCUGCCCAGCUAUAA